AUGCCAUUUCGGGUGCUCUGUCUCCAUGGAAUGGGCACCAAUGCGGCCAUACUUCGAGCCCAGCUGCAGCCAAUUCUGGAUCUACUUUCCGCUACAGAAUGUGAAUUUAUCUUUCCCGAUGCUCCCUGGACUUGUGACCCUUUCCCCGGAGUAGCCAAUAUCUACGAUGGCCCAUACCUUGCUUGGAUCCGCACCCCGUCCACCGAGCAAGUGGCAUAUGCCCACGCAUACCUGCAGAAGUAUCUCUUGGAUCCUAUUGAUCUUGUCAUUGGAUUCAGCCAGGGGGCAGCACUCGCAGCUUCUUUAAUGCUGCAUACCGAGCUCGCUGGACAGCCACCACUUUUUAAAGCGGCUAUGCUGAUUUGCUCCACGCUACCAUCCACCUAUUCUCCGGAAUAUGGAAUUGAUGUUCGGGAUUACUUUGGGAUUACUGGGCCCCCGACGAAGCGACCAAACGUGUUGCCGGAUGAAGCGCUCGUUGUCCGACACGAUUACUUCAUACGGACGGAAAAGAUUCGUGAUCCCGAUCAACCUGUUUAUUACAAUCUCUUUCACGCCGAUGUGGACACAGUCCGUAUCAGAACUCCAACGGCACACAUCUAUGGGCGCCGCGAUAUCUUGUGGCGCCAGCAGAGUCUUGCUAUGAUCCAGUUGUGUGGGGGAAAGGUCUAUCGUUUCGAGCAUAGUGGUGGGCAUGAGGUUCCGCGCAGUGCAGCGGAAGAAAUGUGUGAUCUUAUAGAAGAACUAGUUCUUGCGGGGAGAGAAGGAUGA
This is a messenger RNA of Penicillium concentricum, 771 nucleotides long. RefSeq names its product Serine hydrolase FSH. The transcript has a single exon. The record is from RefSeq and is a predicted model, not a curated record. Lineage: Eukaryota; Fungi; Ascomycota; Eurotiomycetes; Eurotiales; Aspergillaceae. The coding region runs from base 1 to 771 and encodes 256 amino acids. Gene Ontology annotation, cellular component: cytoplasm; nucleus.